This is a messenger RNA of Vitrella brassicaformis, 1051 nucleotides long. The record is from the annotation of a GenBank genome assembly. Lineage: Eukaryota; Vitrellaceae.
UAUCCAUCCAUCCAUCCAUCUAUCUAUCCCUCUAUCCCUCCAUCUAUCAUCAGGCAGAUAUCGUCCCAGAUCUUCACUUCCCACCUUCGAGCCUUCCACCUGAUCUACUCUUGCCUCGCCCUCUCUCUUGGCAUCAUCACCUUGAUCCUUCCUCGACGACUCGAUUAUCGCUCUCUAUCGCCCUGUUAUCUAUCUAUCGUCGGCAAUGGCUCAGCUUGCGGGAAUCGUGUGGACUCUGCUGGUCGCCCUGUCCCUGGUGGCCAGUCAGCCCUCUGCAAACAAGACCCCUACGGUUUCCUACAGCACAUUCAGCCUGGUGAGUGAUGGAGCCGCCAACGACCAGCCGAGUGUCCGUGCCCUCAGCAGUCCGCCACCGCGUCCAGCUGGUGCAGCUGGCAUCCACCGCAUCAUCGUCAAGCUCAAGCACCCACACACCGAGGGCCUUGCCCGCGCAGAGACCAUCUCGAGGGCACUGCAGGUGUCCCUGUCAGCCGAGACCACCGUGCACACGGCUGAGACGACGGUCCACCACCUCAACAGCUUGUCCAUGGACGUGGUGGAUCUGCCGCUAGGUGUCGAUGCAGCGGCCACAUGCGAGGCUGCCCUCCUGGCGUCGGAUGAGAUCGACAUCUGCGAGCCGGAUGCCGUUGUUGCGACGGCCUCUGGCCGCAGGCUGCGUGCCCGGGCAGCACAGGAGCCCAACCGCUUCGUGCCCGACGACCCAAUCUUCAAGGAGCAGUGGGGGAUGGCCAGCAUCGAUAUGCCCGAGGCGUGGGCCUUCCUGUCUGAGCAGCAGCAGGAGACGGACAGUGGGGCCGACUCAGUGGGCAAAGGUACGGUGGUCGGGGUGAUUGACACCGGUGUCGACUACACCCAUCCAGACCUCAAGGACGCCAUGUGGGUCAAUCAAGGCGAGAUCGCUGGCAACGGCAUCGAUGACGACGGUAGGCAGGGAGGGAGGGGGGGAGGGAGGGAGGGAGGAAGGGACAUCCACACACACGAUCUGCAUGCAUUCCUGGGUCUGUAUGUGUCCACUGCAGUGGAACGAUAG